GGCCUGGCUGGGUCGUCUCGUACGAGCUCAUUGACAAAGGCCCGUGGUAGGCCUAUAGCUUACGUGGCAACACAUGACGCCAUCAAAGUGGGUCGGUAGUGUAUUCAUGGGUGUGCUGAGCUAGUCCAGCUAGCAGGUUAUAUAAGGGCAAGAAGAUGAUGGAAGAGAGUGGGAUCGAGACUACGCCUCCUGCCAGUCCUACACCACCUCUGACUGUGGCUGCCGCAGUUGGUGCCCCACCAAUUACCAUAGGUCUGUCCAGCCCUCCGUCUCUGCCUGGCAUCAGUUCCAUCUCCAUUGGUUCCCCCUCAGUCUCCACAAAUCUCCCCCCUAUUCCCUCCAUCCCUGCUUUCAGCAGCCCUUUGGCCACCCCCCCCCCCCAGUCCUCCCAGUUAUCCUCUCCCUUCACAAGCAGCUCUCCGUUUCCUCCUUCCACCCCCUCUUCUUUGCCUCCUCUGCCUCCCCCUAUUGGGCCACCUCCUCCUUCUGCUCCUGGCAUGUCGGCCCCUCCCACAGGCCUGCCUGUAUCAAACUUCUCCAUGAGUGCAGGAUAUGACAUCACACGGGGUCACGCCGGUCGAACACCACAGACACCACUGAUGCCGACAUUUUCUAGUCCUGCUGCCAUGCCAGGUAUAGUGCCAAACCCCAUGGUUCAGCAGCCAUCCAUGACAGGAGGAUUAGAUACUGCGUCUCCCAUCACAUUCCCAGAGGAGCAGGAAGAUCCUAGAGUGCCUGGACACACCAAUGCUGGUGGUGGCAUCUGGGGCUUUUUUAAGGGAGUAGCAGGUAACCCUGUAGUAAAGACAGUCCUGGACAAAACCAAGCAUUCUGUUGAGUCCAUGAUCACCACUCUGGAUCCUGGCAUGGCUCCAUAUAUCAAAUCUGGUGGGGACAUUGAUAUUGUGGUCACUUCAGAUAAGGAAAUAAAUGUGGAGGCAGUCAGAGACGCCUUUCAGGAAGUUUUUGGGAUGGCCAUGGUCACUGGAGAGCCCGGUCAGUCUAACAUUGCCCCCCAGCCUGUGGGCUAUGCAGCGGGUCUCAAGGGGGCUCAGGAACGUAUUGACAGCCUUCGUCGAGCUAAUGUGAUUCAUGAGAAGCAGCCAGUGGUCUCUUUGGAAAACUUCAUUGCUGAGCUCUUUCCUGACAAGUGGUUUGACAUUGGCUGUUUGAUCCUGGAGGACCCUGGUCAUAACAUCCGCAUUGAGGUCUUCACUCAGGCAACCCCUGUGGCUCUAGAGCACAUCCAGCAGGCUCAGUCCCUGACCCCUCCAGACUACAACCUGCGCUGGUCAGGUCUGAUUGUUACAGUGGGUGAGGUCCUGGAGCGCAGCCUGCCCAACAUCAACAGUACAGACUGGCAUCAGACCAUGACGGGCAUGACCCUUCACCAGAUGAUCCAGAGUGCUGCCAAAGCUCUUGCUGGAAUCUACAAACAGCAGCUGCCACCCAGAACUGUGUGAGACCGAAUAGCUCCAGUUUCUGUCACAUACUGGGAGGAGAUGCUGGAGGAAAAAGUAGCUGAUGGAACAGCAAAGCUCCUUGUAUCUCUCCAUCCAUUCUCAUCUGUCCUUCCGCUGCAAAGCCAAAUGCACAUUUCUUUUAAAGUUCUUGAUGUAUUUGCUCACAAAUGUUGGCAAGGUUUUUCUGAGAGGCCAUUAGAUAUCAAAUCAUUACUUGUCCACUCAGGCUUUAAAGAAGACUUAACCAUUAACUAAUGAUCUCAUCAUCCUCAUUUAGAUAUUAUUAAACAUUGUGUAUAUUAGUAUCAGCAACCUUAGCACAUAUUGUGGCAUUAUUUUGUUGUCUUGUUCUGUUAAUGAAUGUUUAUGGUUAUCAUAGAGACUAUUACAUGGAGUAUGUCUCAGCCGUUUUCCAUAUACUCACACAAUCAAAACUUUAUACUUGAACUUUUCUUACUUAAAAUUAUACUUUGCCAAUUUUUACCCAGGUCUGUGUCACCAUGAUGUAAGGAGUGUGUGCCCUAGCCACCUGUUUCUGGAGCUCCCCGCCGUCCACCAGCCAAAAUUGCGAAACAGUGAAUGAAGUAAAAGGCGUCACUGAUGAAGCAAAAUAAAGCAUUUCCAGGUGCUGGUCAUGUGGGGGGAAGCUAAACACUGUUCAUUUUCACACAUUUUCCACACUGCGUUGACACAAACAUGGUUGAAAAAAAUGUCCCUUAAAAGGAGUCCUAAUUCAAAUGCUGUAGACCCAGACAGACUCAAACAUAGAGAGAGAACACCAAAUUGAACCUGAAGGUAUAGAAAAAACCCUGACUCACUGAGAAUUCAUUUAAUGUGGACCUGGCCCGGGGUUGCGCCUUGGAUAUUAGCAACUGAGUAGACCUGUGAAGUCCUCCACUUUAUACUGCAGCACUGUAAAUUCUACUUUGUACUAAAGUUGGCAGUGUAUUAUUGUGGCAGUUAGUAUUCAAGAAACUAGUAUACUGUUUUGAAGUAACAGGAAAUGAUACAAGAUAUGUGCUGGUAUCCUGAUGCUACUGCCACUUUCACAUUACUAUUCCUUAUAUAGCUGGUUAAAAGAAACGCCAUCUGAGAAUUUUAUUUUGUGUGUAUAUUUUUGUUUUCUGAGCUGUUUCCAUCCACCAUUCACCUUCUACUGUUUUUUUCUUACUGUAAAUAAAUAACGACGAAAAGUUCCUGAA
This is a messenger RNA of Epinephelus lanceolatus (giant grouper), 2665 nucleotides long. RefSeq names its product proline-rich coiled-coil 1 (gene prrc1). Gene Ontology annotation, molecular function: protein kinase A regulatory subunit binding. The record is from RefSeq and is a predicted model, not a curated record. NCBI's taxonomy places the organism in Eukaryota, Metazoa, Chordata, Actinopteri, Perciformes, Serranidae. Gene Ontology annotation, cellular component: cytoplasm. Gene Ontology annotation, biological process: activation of protein kinase A activity.